AUGUCUAGCCAUUCGACAGUGCGCGAGCUUCCCCAAGGGAAGCGCAAUGGCUUGGAGCGAAAAUGCGUCGUGACGGUAAACGAGUCGCUCGUCAGCGAGGAUGUUAUGCUCAACCUCGACCUCUUCGACCAUGAAAUCAAGCCUGGCACCCUGAUGGCCAUCAAUACCCUGUCUGAGAAGCCUUCCUACGGAAGCCUUCGACGACAGUCAUCACAGGAAAAGUGGCCGAAUCAAUCAAGCCAGGAGCCGUCCAACAGCGAUGGUGUUGCAGCGAGCCGAUACUUGUUCAUUGCCCAGGAUAUGCCAAAGGAUCUCAAGACGAGAUAUCCAAAGAUUGAGCUCUAUGUUGCGAAACGUAUAGCCGAUGCUUUUGGUAUGAAAAAUGGCGCAAGCGUUGUUCUGACUCCGGUUGAUGGCAGCAACCCUGCCAUCGAGGCAUCGCAUGUCGAGCUUUCCUUCAAGGACCAGUACCUCUCGAGGUCGGAUAUGUGGAGGCUGACAAGGACAGAGUUGGCAGAGAGGACCGUGUACAAGGGCCAAUCCAUUUUGUUUCUUGGUACGAUCAAAGCCAAGAUCACAGCCGUCUUUGUGGAAGGCCGCAAAGUUCAGUCUGCGUAUUUUGGGUCAAACACGAAACCAGUCUUCCGAAGCGAAUCUGCACGGUAUGUACUGUUCAUCCAGAUGUCAAGGGAGAUGUGGGACUUCGACUCGGACGGCUCCGGCGAAAUCAUGUUCAACAAGGUGGUGAACGGAUUUCUGCCAGCCCUCUUCAAGAAGUGGGAGGUACUGAAGGUCAAACAUCUCGUGAGUAUUGCCAUGUUUGCUCGUGUGGAAUACGAUACGGGAUUAAGCACGGACCUUGCGGAGAGCAACACCCUCGAUGACUACUACACCGGCGUUCAGAGCUCCGGAAACAAGCGGCCCUACAAGGAUUUCUACCGUAUUGUGGUCAGUGAAAUGGCCAGUGGCGAGUGGACCAAAAUAUUAUACCAGCUCAAGCGAGAGUUUAACUACUUUCGCCGUGACAUCAAUCUCUACCACCAAACAGCGAUGCAGCCGGACGGGGCACUCUCCAUGGAUCAGUCUGAAGGAAAGAAAUCAGCGAUACACCAGAUCAAAGCCGAACCGUCUUUGGCUAUGUACGGCAAUCUCUUGGAGGCUAUCAAUAUGGCGUCUUCCUUAUUCGCCCACGACUACAUCGACAGGGACUUGAUGCGGACCGGUAUUUCGGUCGCCGUGAUUACUGCAGGGCCUGGUGUUUUCGAAGUGGAGUACGAUGCCCUACUGCGAACCACAGAGGCAUUGGUUGGCAAUGGACUGGGGAUAGAUCUCAUCUGCGUUCCAAAGAUGCCGCUUCAUUCGGUGCCCCUCUUCCGCUACCGCAAUCCUCAAUACCGCGAUGGUCGUGCGACAACACGACCAAAGCUCUAUCUCAGCUAUGACAGCACUCCCAAACAGCAGACUCCGAUUGUAGGGAGCUACAACAGUGCUGUGGGCUCGUUCUCUCCCAGUAAAGGUACUGAUAUCACUCUUAGAGGAGAUUCCUUCUCUAGUCACCCUGCGAAUGAGUGGUCUUAUGCACUCCCGCAAUGGCUUCAUGUCUCUUUCUGGGAUGGGACCUCGGACGACACUCUCUUCUACCAGGGCAUCGCGCUUUCUGUCCUCGAGAACACCGAUCAGAAGUCUCGCGAACAUUUCACCAUUCGCUGUCGGAUGUAUGACCUGCAAAUGAGAAGUGUGCUCGAGACGAACGAGAUCGAGACAGCUCCUCUGCACACUGAUCCGUACUUCCCAUCUAAGGCCAUUCAGCCACUCACCACCCCCAGGCCACGCCACACGGACUUCGAAGACAUGCUUGUCAUCCACAACAGAAAGAUCCCAGACACGCUCUACGACCAUGUUUACGGCCACAGAUUUGUCCCCGACAGAUAUGCGAACCCACAGGAGAAGAUGCUAUGGAAGCAGCUCCGAGAGUUUGACGAAGGCAGAGCACGUUUACCAAAGACCAGACGCUCCCGACUUCACUUGUCUGGCCGGGAGCUUGAAGAGGGAACUCGAAAGCAACUGAUGGAAGACAGCACAUUGUUCGGUACAUCAAUCGGCGACCGCCGCCCAUCAGUUACAGCACACUUGUCGUCAAGUUUUACACAGAGAUCUGGCGCUGAGAGACGAGAAUCCAUGGUUAGCGUACGCAAGGGCACUGAUUUGUUAAGCACCAAAGCAACUGUGUCACCAGUCAAAGCACCCAAGUUCAUGCGCCAGAUCAGUCUAGGCCAGCGAGGCUUUGGCAUUGCUGCGCCAAAGGCUGCUGUAGCAGAGGUCAAGGCGGAGACGGUAGCCGCGUCGAGGUCUGUGGCUCCUACGCCCCUGGCAGGACAUUCGUCCAGAAUGACGCCGACUAAGGGCCAAAUGCGGCCAUCAUCUUCUGAGACUGCAGUGAGCGGGACCAGCACGCCUUCGUCGGGUAGGGUUGGAUCUCAUGGCUACCCUUCCGCAAUAAACUCUCUUCGGGAGGGUACCCCCAGCCGACCGAUCGUCAUCAAAAGCGCUCAAGAAACGCUAGACGGCGUUGGUGCGAUGGCUUCCGGUUCUGUCAUGGCGACCACCAUGACGUCUAAAACCCUCACGUCGCACGAUCGAGACCUGCGAUUCUCAAAUGCUCUACGAGCCGAAGAGGCACAGAAGGCUGCUUCCAAGCUCUACAACUCCAAACUCCUUGCGGAUGCGAUCCCUGAGCUGCCCUCAACACUAUCGCCGACUGCAGCCUUGUCACCUUGGUUGACCAUCCUCAAUCCUUCGAACCCUGCUGCAAGUAAGAUCGACGACACAGCACUUUACAGCCGUUGGCAACACGUCUUUCCCCGACCGUCAGAAAUGAAAGCUAUGAAGUGGCGUGCUCUCUGCGCUCCUGCUGCCGUACCACUUACAACAGAAUACUUCCCCACCAAAACACAAUUCGAAUCCGAGUACCAACAGCAGCCCUACAAUAUCUCCCAGGAGCUAGAAGACGAGAUGAGCGAAGAGCCGAGGAGCAGAGAAGAGUUGCUCCGUGAACUAGUGAGCUUGCGGUUCUCGCAAGGAUUCCAGGUUAUUGUAGGUCAAGCCAUCGCAAAUGCCUUUGGCCAAAAGCAACUCAAGAUUGCCGAUGUAUUCUCGCGACAGCAUGCGGCAGAGGAUGGCACCAGCGUUUUCAUGACUGUCGGCAACAUCAUUCACCAGUUGUCAUGUGUCAAUGGAAGCGAGGUUGAGGUCAACAUAUAUAUUCGCAAAUCGACCGACUCGGCAUUUAGCGGCGACGGAAGGAUGCCUGUGUACAAGCCGGCAAUCCGCACAAUCCUGGAUCGGAGCUAUGAGACCGCACACAUUGACAUUAUCACCCCUCGCGUUGAGCGAAACUGGAAUUACAUCGAUUCAUAUCUUGCCGGCCAUCACGAUGAGAUGACAGAAAACCUCCGCUUCUGGAGAGCCAGAUUUGUCUUCAUUCCCAUUCCUUGUAAGGGGCCGGCGGCUUCUGAUCAGGAUCAAGAAGAAUGUCGGCUCGAGGGUAUUCGCAGGCUUGGCCAAUUAUGGCAGAAGCACCGAUACAUCCCGCCAUCCGAGCGCCGGUUUCAGAGCGUGGGGCGUGGUCAAACAAGAGAUCCCAACCCGCUGGAUAUCGUCUACAAAACGGACGAUCCCUCAGUCGUCAUUGCCGCGGAGCUCGAAACACUGCCUUUGUUAGAAGGUCUGGAAGCAGGCAGCAGAAAGGGCCAUCUAGUCACCAAUGCUGAUCAGUUUCGUAAAACCAAUGUCAACAUCACUGCCCUAGCUGAAGCUAUGCAACAGCCUGUGGAGACAGGGGGCGUACGCAUGCAGAACCGCAGGUGGCAUCUCACCCUUUAUCACAACUGUUUCAUUGGCUCCGAUAUGACCAGCUGGCUGCUUGACAACUUCGAGGACUUGGAUACGAGAGAGGAUGCGGUGGACUUUGGAAACAUGCUCAUGGCUACUGAAGAGGACAGGGCGAAAGAGAGAGACAAGGAAAACAAAGAUGGUGUCAGCAAAGAGGUGAGACGGGAGCCAGGCCUUUUUGUCCACGUUUCGAAACGGCAUCCCUUCAAAGACGGCAACUACUUCUACCGUAUCGCCGCAGACUAUGCCAAACCAUCGCAAGGAUGGUUCAAUCAAAGACGAAAGGAGCAGUCGACCCCUGCCACCCCGCUGACCGAAACGGCACCACGGGAUUCUCCACGUCCAGGGGGGCCACGAUCGACCUCGAUUCAGGAGAAUUACUCCCCGAUCUCUGGCACAUCGACGCCCACAACGCUGAUCCCACCAGGCAAGAAACCAAGAGUUGUUCUCAGCAAGGUUAUCAAGUAUGAUGUUGAUCAUCGGAAACGUUCAUACCGACCCGAAAGGAUCGAUCUUCACUAUGACCGACUCCACAACCCGGACAAUUGUUACCACGUCAGGAUCGACUGGAUUAAUGUUACGGCGAAACUGAUCGAGGACGUCAUCGAGUUAUGGGCAAGAGAAACACUCCCAUACGGGCUGCGUCUGGUUGAGGUCCCGCUUGGUGAGGCGUGCUCAAUCUCUGAGACGAAUCCCUUCCGGAGGCCCUAUAUCAUUCCAUUGGCCGAACGGCCGCCUAAACAGCAGCCCGUAAACUACUACGAAGCAAACUCGCUUGCGCCGCAAGCCCAGCCUGGGAAGUUCUUCUAUCAGAGAGCACUGCUACGUCGUUUCGACUUCGUUCUUGACGUGGAGGCAGCAUCAAAUUUCCCGAGCAAUGUUGAUGUCAGCUAUUCCUGGGGCAAGCCGGAAUUCAAGUAUACGCAAUUCAUCCACCGCUCCGGCGUGCUCCUCGCCGAGAUUACAGAUGAGGGCGACAUCCUGAUUCUCGCCAAUAGAGUCUACAGUGCCAGGGCCGUGGCUGCGCGCGAAAAAGAGCAACGCUUCGAGCAACAAGGUUCAGCGGACCGGGGACUUGGUCUACCGGGGCGCGGCGUAUCGGGCGGUGGGUACACUCCCUUCCCGGGACCCGCACCCGAAGCGACGCCGUUUUCGUCGCCCAUCGUGAAACCCACCUUCUUCAACUCGCCCAUGGUGCGACCGGCCAACACGGAGGCGCAGGCGCCCAACAUCACGGUCAAAGGGGGCCCGCUACAGUCAGGGACGGCGCCCGAACCCGAAUCGGUGCUGGAGCAGCUCGAGGCCUUCUGCCAGGACGCGAAUGCGCUCAAGGCCUUCUACAAGGAAGCCUUUGACCAGGGCAACGAAACGGUGGCCGCGACACCGCGUGUAUCGGCAGCGCCAUCGACGACGCUGAGCCCAAUACCAGACGCGCAUAUCCCCGCGCUCGGUCUGGGAGCCAGCGUGCUCGGGGGGCUCGACACCGGCAUACCGCCGGCGAUGAGCCCCGGGCCGCGCCUGGGCAGUCCGGCCGUGAGCCUGACACCAUCGCAGCGAUUUUUCAGAAGGGGGAGCGUGCAGGAGGGGAUACCCGGUCAGAGCUUCAGGGACCGUUCGUAG
Molecule: messenger RNA, 5511 nt
Organism: Thyridium curvatum
Lineage: Eukaryota; Fungi; Ascomycota; Sordariomycetes; Thyridiales; Thyridiaceae
Exons: 2
Coding region: 1-5511 (1836 amino acids)
Biological process (GO): intracellular signal transduction; positive regulation of autophagy; negative regulation of TORC1 signaling
Cellular component (GO): GATOR1 complex
Molecular function (GO): GTPase activator activity
Source: RefSeq, a predicted model, not a curated record